AUGAAGAAAAAGUCUGAUAAAAUUGCAAAUGAGCACGUAGUAGAGCCUUCAUCCUCAUCUUCGGGAAAGAACAAGAAGAAAGAUCCAUCCUUUAAAUUCGUGGACAUGACUAGCGAAUGGGAGCCUUGUAUGUCCAAUAUUAGAAAAGAGAAGAAGUACUUUCAGUUAAGAAAGCAAUUGAAAACCUGCGAGAACUUUCAACAAAAUUACUUUGUGAUCAGCAUGCCAAAGAAGAGAAAGAUGAGCAGCACCGAAAAUGAGGAGGCUGAAGGCGCUCACACCGAGCAUGAAGAACAACAUGCAGAGCAUCAGCAGCAGCAAGGAGGACUUCCACUUUAUCAACAACCACCAAUGAUGAUGCAUCAUCGUCAAUCAAACUCUCAGCCUUUCAUUCAUCAACAACAUCAAGUAUCGAUGAUGACAAAUAAUCAAAUAACAACUGCUCCAUCAAAAUAUCCAUCAUCUCAAACAACUGUAACUGCUCAGGACAAUUCCAAAUCUAACAACACAAACAUCAUUAAUACCAAAAACAUUCUCAGAUUUGAUAGUCCUCCUUUAGAGCAGCCAUCCACAUCCAUUGUUCCAACCAAACCUCCUCCCGUAGUGCAACAGCUUCCUAACGGUCUCAUUCAAUAUAACAACGUUCAAAUUAGUACUUGUAAUGAAGAAGAAACACAAAAAACAAAGAAGAGAAAAACUACAAACAAAAAAGACCUUUCUCAACCUUCUAUGCCCCCUUCUGUUUCGAACAACAAUAUGAGCGUUCAACAACUUGCACGUGCCAGCAACACACAAUAUGGAUUUUUAUCUCCUCCUGCAUCAUGCGCUACUCAGUAUUUAAGUUCAACUCACCAACAAAAGAACAGCCAAAUGGCUCAAACCUCACAAAGCGAACCUGUGAUUACUAAUGUGCAAUAUGUAGAUUUUGGACAACAUAAUUUUGUUUUGAGUGAAUCUUUUUCUGAAUCAAAUGCAAAAGUUUUGGAUGUUGAGGAUUCUAUUUCUUUCUCCUUUUCUGAACCAUUUGUUGGUGAAGAUGAAGCCCAGUUCGAUCUUCCAGAUAUUGAGCUUUUUGGAAGCCUUGAUUUUCUCCCAAGUACUCCAGUAUCUACGGGUUACAACGAUGUAAAAUUAUGA
Molecule: messenger RNA, 1137 nt
Organism: Naegleria fowleri
Lineage: Eukaryota; Heterolobosea; Eutetramitea; Acrasida; Naegleriidae
Exons: 1
Coding region: 1-1137 (378 amino acids)
Source: RefSeq, a predicted model, not a curated record